UUCACCGCAGACAAACAAACAAACAGAUUUCAAGAUGGCGGCGGACAGUGAUCCGGAGUCGGAAGUGUUUGAAAUCACGGACUUUACGACGGCGUCGGAGUGGGAGAGAUUUGUGUCAAAAAUUGAAGAAGUACUGAACAAUUGGAAACUGAUUGGAAGCACUGCAAAAAAACCUUUGGAAAAGGGUGAAUUAACUUCUGGCGUGUGGGAGGAGAAGUCCGAUGAGAUUUCUUUUGCAGACUAUAAAUUCAGUAUAACACAUCAUUAUCUCAAACAAGAAUCUUUAACUGAUAAAGAAAUAAAAGAAGAGUCUGAAGAAGAUGCUCUUCCUGAAGCUAUGCAGGAUUUACUGUCCAUGAACAAUGAUUUUCCACCCAGAGCUCAUUGUCUCGUUAGAUGGUAUGGUUUACGGGAGUUUGUGGUAAUUUCUCCAGCAGCAAGUAGUGAUGCGGUCAUCAGUGAAUCAAAGUGCAACAUUCUGCUCAGCUCCAUCUCUAUUGCAUUGGGAAACACUGGUUGUCAGGUGACCUUAUUUGUGCAAAUUCAACAAAAGACAAGAAGGAUGUACGUGGGUGCAUGUGAAGGCCCUGGUGUUCGGACAGAUUUUGAAAUGGUUCAUCUUCGGAAAGUGCCAAACCAAUAUAAUCAUCUGUCUGGUCUACUGGACAUUUUUAAAUCGAAGAUUGGGUGCCCUUUGACACCUUUGCCCCCAAUAAAUGUAGCUAUUCGGUUUACAUACGUCCUUCAAGACUGGCAACAGUACUCCUGGCCCCAGCAACCUCCAGAUUUUGAUGCAUUGGUUGGAGGAGAAGUGGGUGGUCUAGAAUUUGGAAAAUUACCAUUUGGAGCAUGUGAAGACCCUAUUAGUGAAUUACAUUUAGCCACCACUUGGCCUCAUCUCACAGAAGGCAUUAUUGUUGACAAUGAUGUAUACUCGGACCUUGAUGCUCUACAAGCACCCCAGUGGUCUGUCAGAGUGAGGAAAGCAGAUAACCCCCAGUGCUUGUUGGGAGAUUUUCUUACCGAGUUCUUUAAACUUUGUCGCCGGAAAGAAUCGACUGAUGAGCUCCUUGGAAGGUCAGCUUUUGAAGAUGAAAGCAAAGUAGAGAAUGCAGAUAUCAGCCAAGCACUGCAGAAGCUCACAGAACCAACAGCUGUUCACAUGCCUAGACUAUCCACGAUGUCAAAUAUGGUUCACAGCGCUCGCAAGAGGAUGCAUAAACAUAGACGUGUGGAAGAAUCACCGAUUAGCAAUGAAGUUCUAAACUCCAUUUUAUUAUUUCUGUUCCCAGAUGCUGCUGCUGCUGAUGCAUUUAAUGCCAAGCGUAGUACCUCAAGAGGAAGCAAUAUCGCGACUUUCGAAGAAGAGGGUUAUAGCCUUUACAGUCAAUUUAAAUCUGCUCCCUCAGACAGUCUAACAUACAAACUGGCUUUGUGCCUCUGUAUGGUUAACUUUUAUCAUGGCGGAAUGAGGGGUGUGGCCCAUUUAUGGCAGGAAUUUGUGUUGGAAAUGCGGUACAGAUUGGAAAAUAAUUAUCUUGUACCAGGGUUAGCUACUGGACCUCCAGAUUUAAAAUGCUGCCUGUUACAUCAAAAACUGCAGAUGCUGAAUUGUUGCAUUGAGAGGAAAAAAGCAAGAGAUGAUGGAAGGGAACAAGCAGCUGAAAAUGCACUGGGUGGCUCAAUGGAGCGGAAGGCGUCAAAUAGUAAAGGGACACCAGAGUGUUCUGAUAACAAAGGGGAACCAUCUCAGCAGAAAUCAUGGGACUCAUGGAGUGACAGCGAGGAUGAAUUUUUCGAAUGUCUGAGUGACACAGAAGAAUUGAAAGAUAGCGAAGUGAAAGAAGGAACAACGAAAGGAGAGGUGAAAGAUGGAGGAAAGAAAGAGAGCCAAAAGUGGAGACCAGAGGCACGUCUGCAUCAGCAUGGUAAACUGACUCUGCUUCGCACAGGAGAUCCACUUUAUAUUCCAGUUACACAGGAGCCAGCACCAAUGACAGAAGAUUUAUUAGAAGAACAAUCGGAGGUAUUAGCUAAAUUGGGGACAUCAGCUGAAGGAGCACAUCUACGUGCUAGAAUGCAGAGUGCCUGUUUGCUGUCAGACAUGGAAUCCUUUAAGGCUGCGAACCCUGGCUGUUGUCUGGAAGAUUUUGUAAGGUGGUACUCUCCUCGUGACUAUAUUGAGGAAGAGUUCACGGAUGAAGCAGGUGACAAGGUUCUCAGAAGAGAGUUAAGUGCCAGAAUGAAAAUCCCUGGCAACAUGUGGGUGGAGGCUUGGGAAACGGCAAAGCCAAUUCCUGCUCGACGACAAAGACGUCUCUUUGAUGACACAAGGGAGGCUGAGAAGGUUCUUCACUAUUUGGUUGGCUUAAAACCUGCAGAUUUGACUAGGCAUUUACUACCAUGCAUUUUGCAUGCUGCAUUGCUGAAGGUGAAAGAAGAAGAAUCUAUGGAAGAUAUUCCCUCUGUAAGAAAAAUAAUUCAGCACAUCAUUACUCAUGCUAGCAAACUUUUAAGAUAUUCAAACCCUGACAUCAAAAAAUUGGAAGAAAUAAUUAGUCAGAUAAUAGCUUCAGAAGCCAUUAUUGCAAGAUCUCGAUCACUUCAAGCCAAAUUUGGAAUUAAGAAAUGUGAAAAGGAAGAGGAACGUGAAGAAUUAGAAAGGUUUGUGAGCUAUCUUUUAGAGCAGCCAGAAGUACCAGUCAUUGGAGCAGGACGAGGGCCUACGGGGAGCAUUAUUUACAAACUGUUUGUGAAUGCACAGAGGCUGGCUGAAUCUACUGAAGAGGCUACUACUCUGACUCCAAUUGAAGAUGAACCUGGAAAGCUAGGUUCUUCUGAUGAGCACAGGUCAAGCUCAGGAGCACUCUCGGAAUUUCCUCCUCCAACUGGACGUGAAAUAAUUCUUCGGACAACUGUGCCACGUCCUGCACCGUACUCCAAAUCUUUACCACAACGCAUGUACUGUGUUAUGCUAAAAGAUGAAUUUCGUCUAGCUGGAGCAUUUUCAUCAGAUACAUCGUUCUUCUAAGAUUGGCUGAAUUGAUAAUUUAACUCAUUUAAUUAGUUUAUAUGGUUAUAUCUAAUGUCAUUCCUACAUUUUGUCAUAUUUGAGUUACACUUAAUAAAGGAAUAUGUUUAAGCUGUAGCUGUUAAAUAUAUCUGUGGCCCAAUCUGAAAUGCUACAAAAAUGUUUUUGCAUAACAAGUAUAAUGCAUGCAAUGUAGAAAACUGGCACUGAUUCAGGCAGUAUAUUCCAUGAUUGCUAAUGUCGGGCAUAAGUGCAGUUGGUGGUUUGAAUUUCAAUUUCAGCAUUAAUGUUGAAAUAAGUGAAAAUAGCAUAGUUAUGACUGUCCAAAUGUAAAAUAUUAUGACUACUGUAAAAUGAUACUAGUUAGUGCAUAGUGAAUUUUUGAUAUGGUCAUUACUUCAGUUGCUACCUUGCUGAAUAUAGGGCAGUACUUGAUUUAUAUAAUUGUUAUUACAGCCCUGGAAGGAUUUUGGAAUGGUCUCAAAAAAUUUUUUGCCUGUACCAUGUACUCCACUUCAUAAAGACUUUUCUGGUUGUGGA
This is a messenger RNA of Carcharodon carcharias (great white shark), 3571 nucleotides long. It is a transcript of the gene rab3gap1, whose product is annotated as RAB3 GTPase activating protein subunit 1. Lineage: Eukaryota; Metazoa; Chordata; Chondrichthyes; Lamniformes; Lamnidae. The record is from RefSeq and is a predicted model, not a curated record. Gene Ontology annotation, molecular function: GTPase activator activity. Gene Ontology annotation, biological process: positive regulation of GTPase activity. The transcript has 25 exons. Bases 35 to 3031 code for a protein of 998 amino acids.